UCUCCGCCUGUCUGCCCUCCUGCUCCUCAGCCCAGUACAGUACACACUAGUCCUCUCACAGUGGCAGCAGCCAACACAAGUGUGUUCAGCCUCUCCUCGUAGCUCCAGUUUCAGCGCUGUACAAACGAGCCAUUUAUCAUCAAUCAUGGCCGCCGGAGUACAAAUUUAACUCCCGUUUCCCCCCCUUGUCCGUCUGAAGGGGAGGAUUUUUGUUUGUUUGUUUGUUUGAGGAGACAACAUAUUAGUCCCACACUGAUUUGGAUUUCCUCUUGGAAUUACAAUACUUCUCGGGAGGGAGAUACCAUUCAUGUCAAUACUCCAAAAUGCAGCCGCCGCCGAGGAAGGUCAAAGUGACACAGGAGCUGAAAAACACACACACAGAGCAGAUGACAAGACUGCACUUUAAACACCAGACCGAAUGUGACCUGCUGGAAGACAUGAGGACCUACAGUCUGAAGAAGGGACAGCUGGAGAGGGACUAUGCACAGGCUCUGCAGAAGUUAGCGAGCCAGUACCUGAAGAGAGACUGGCCUGCAAUCAACCCUGAUGACCAGAGAACAGACUACAGGAAUGUGUAUGCAGUUUGGAGGUCCUACUUAGAAGGUACAGUGCAGGUGAGCCAGUCAAGGCUCAACGUGUGUGACAACUACAAAAGUCAAGUGUCAGAGCCUGCUAAGACUGUCAGACUCUACAAGGAGCAGCAACUCAAAAAGACCAUAGAUCAGUUGAGUGGAAUUCAAGCAGAGCUGCAGGAGUCAGUGAAGGAGUUGGCCAAGGCCAAGAAAAAAUACUACGACUGUGAGCAGGUUGCCCACGCUGUACGAGAGAAGGCUGACAUAGAGGCCAAGUCCUAAACUGGGUCUUUUUCAGGUCAAAGAAUUAGUUUACAGAAAGCAAGUGUUAAGUUGAAAGCUAGGAGAAGUGACUGUAACUCCAAGGCGACACACGCUAGGAAUGACUACCUGCUAACGCUAGCUGCUGCCAACGCUCACCAUGACCGCUACUACCAUACAGAUCUACUGCACUGCAUACAGACCUUGGAUGGCAGGAUCUAUGAGCAUGUGAAAGACUACCUGGUGGAACUGAGUCGCACUGAGCUAGAGGCCUCCACAGCCACACACAACACCUUCCAGUUCUUGUUGGACAAAUCCACAAGGAUAAUACAAGAAUACAACCAGCAGUUGUUCAUGCAGGAGAAUCCAGUGUUUCACAAAGCACACGACUUCCAGUUCCAGCCCAGCGACUGUGACACGAGUCGUCAGCUGGAGUCGGAGACGGGGACAACGGAGGAGCACAGUCUGAACAAGGAGGCCAGGAAAUGGGCCACACGAGUGGCCAGAGAACACAAGAACAUCAUACAUUACAAGAGAUGUCUGGAGGAGUGUGAGGGUCAUGGCUUGCCCCCUACAGACCAGGGCAGACUAGAUCUGGAGAUGAAGAUAGAAGACACCAAAGAAAACAUACGCAAAGCUGAGACAAUAAGGUUAAAAGCUGAGGCUCGGUUGGACCUUCUGCGGCAAGUGGGGGUUGCUGUGGAUACCUGGCUGAAGAGCGCCAUGAACCAGGUGAUGGAGGAGCUGGAGAAUGAACGUUGGGCCAGCUACACUUCCCACGACCCCUCACUGUCGGGCAUUGUGGAUUUGGAACGUGAGGAGGGGGAGGAGUGUGAAGAGAACAUGGAGGUUUUUGACGACAGCAGCUCCAGUCCGUCGGGAACCCUCCGAAACUACCCUCUAACCUGCAAAGUCCUGUACUCGUACAAGGCCUCUCAGCCGGAUGAGUUAACUAUUGAUGAACAGGAGAUGUUGGAGGUUAUUGAAGAUGGAGACAUGGAGGACUGGGUCAAGGCUCGCAAUAAGUCAGGUAAUGUGGGCUAUGUCCCAGAGAAAUACCUGCAGUUCCCGACCUCCAACAGUCUGCUGAGCAUGCUCCAGUCUCUGGCUACACUCGAUGCUCGAUCACACACCUCGUCCAAUUCCACUGAGCCGGAGCUGCACUCCGGCUGCAUCAAUGGGGACACAAACAUGAUAUUUGUCCGUGCACUUUAUGAUUAUGAGGGCCAGGCGGAUGAGGAACUCUCCUUUUCCGAGGGAGCGGUGAUCCGCCUCUUGAGCCGCGACACUCAGACAGAUGACGGCUUCUGGGAGGGGGAGCUCAACGGACGGGUGGGCGUCUUCCCCUCCGUGCUGGUAGAAGAUCUCACUGAGAAUGGGGAAACCAGUGGAGGAGGGCCUGGUGACAUACAGAUUUCUCUGAAGUUGCCGUGUUCUCUGCCACAUCUCCCGCUGUAUGAACAACCUCCCAUCAGCCCUUUCACCAGCCCUGAGACCUCAACCCCGCCUCCUCUCCCACGCUCACCCUCCGCCGCACUUAAUGGGGAGCACAAGCCUCCACCGCCCGCCUCUUCACACAAGGGACCGCUACCCACUCACAAUCAAAGCUCUGGCAAGAGUCCAGUGUCUCCAGGAUUUCCUCAACCACUGCGAUUCACCCCUGAAGGAGGCCCGGGCAAACUAAGACCUGUGCGAGCUGCUCCUCCUCCACCCAAACAGCACCCCCGCCGAUCGCAGGAGAAGAGCGACAAAACGGAGGAGGUGGAGAUCACACUGGUGUGACAGACAGACAAGCUGGAGGCAGUUAUAGAGACAAAAAAAAACUAAACAGAUUACAGACUGAACUGCUCUGAACUGAAGUCAGCUGAAACAAAGGGAUGUGAAAUAAACCGAACUGAACCAUGGCCUCUCCACGUCUUUUCUCUUCCUCAAGUUGAGGAGGAGAGCAAGGAGAGGGGAUGAAGGCAGUGUAUCCAAUUGAAUAAUCUCCGUAUUAGCUUCCUGAUGAAGUGCAGCAGUAGCCGCCCCCGCGUCCCUCUCUGCCCUCAACCCGUCCUUCCAUUCUUGCCUUAAAACUUUACCUCAUCGGGCAGAAAACCAGAGCAUACUGAAGAGGAGGAAGAAUGUUAAGAGGGGGAGAGCAUGAGGGAAAUUUAAUGAUGGGUUUGGCAAGUUUUCUUUUAUCUUAACGCCUACUUCAAGUUAUAGUAAAGCAAUUUAUCCCUCUGUACAGAAAGACCACGUUCUACAUUUGAGAAAUUCCACUGUUAACAAAUGAUAAAGAAACGUGUAAAAAGUUAUGGAGCCCUGAAACCAACAAAAUGUAGUAAAGAGCUAUACUACAUGUAUAUAGGACAAGUCUAAAAUGCAAUACAUAAUAAAAUGUGCACAGCGCUAUACACUAAUUAUUUAUUUUAUUUUCUCCAUGCAACAAAUGUUUUUCAUCAAAUUUUCCUGAUACAUAAAACAUUUAAGAAUGAGUUAAAAUGCUUAUAUUUUGAUCAAAGAAGAGUGCUGUGUGGCUCGUUAGUUUCACUGACAACACUCAGCAUGAUCCUUUUCAACUAGCUACUUUUUUGAAGCUGACUGCCUUAAACUACAGCAGCCAGUGCAUCUCAUGUUAAUCAUCCCUGUGACAGUACUGCAUACUGCUGUAAUAUCACCGUGUAAACUCUUAUGUCACUCUAAACUCUGCAUUUUAGCCAAACACUAACAAAGCUAGCUAGCUAGAACUUGGAACUUGUUAAUUUGACAUUUUGAGAAAAGACAUAAAAACCACACACAUCUACAAAAUGUUGAGUAUGACAGAAUAAAGACCAAGAUUUAUUUCCACUGCGGUCGUAAAUAAAGAAAGCAGAGAUACAUUUAAAGGUGAACAUGUAAUGAAGAUGGAAGCAUGUCUUUAUAGUCUGAACUUCCAAGUAGUGUAGCAAGUAGCUUGCUGGCUAAAAUGCUAAAGCUCCAAUUACAAGACUUCAUACAUUGAGGGUACAGAAGGAGCCUUUGUGUCACAGUGUAUUGGUGGUCUAGAUUUGGAGCAGCUGGUGUAUUUUCAUGGCAAAAGCCAGCUUCAGCUUGGUAGCUAGUAAAAAAAAGGCUUUUGCUCCGUUUAACCCCACGUUUAGGUAACGUUAGCCACAUAGUUCUAUGUGGGAAAAAAAUGUGGUUUAUUUAAAUACGUUUUGGACUUAUCUGACGUCUUUUACUAUAGUUUGAAUGUCGGGGCUCCAUAAAAAGUAAGCUUGAUGAGUUUCAAUAAGUAUAAAACUUGCCAAACACGUCAGGAUUUUGAUUGCAGUUGAGGUUAAAGUAAAUGGACAGAGAAACUGGGUGGUGUGUGGACGCAGUGUCCCCCCCUCUCCAGCCCUUCCCUCGCCAUAUAUAAACUCCUUAUCGUCAAACGUAUUCAAUGUGUAUUAGUACAGUACAUUACUGUUGUCAUAGGAAUGUUAUGCACAGAGUUUCAUAUAGCCUAACUCAGCUGAUUGGAAUACCAUGUCUGAUAUGUAGUGGAAGUUUUAUCCUCAUCGUAUACUGAAAGGGCAUUGUAAAUACAGUAUUACGGAGAGAUGGAAGAAGAGAAGGGAAGGAGGGGAUGAAAGAGAGAAAAUGGAGGCUGGAUCCUCCUUUCUGCUCUUUUCUCCACCUCUUGCCACUGUUCCUUUUAUACUCUCCCUCUUUUCUCCAAUGUCUGAUUUGUCCAUUGGCAGUCAGUCUGAAUCGAUGGCUGUCAUAUCCACACAUUCAGUUACAUUAUAUUACGCACACAUUACAAUAUCUUUUCCAUAUUUGUCACCCGCUGUGUGCUUGUCUCACUUAUCGGUCAAAGAGGACACAGAUGGCCGUUCAAGGGCACUGACAUUGUUGGUAUUCACUAUGUGGUGACAACAAAGAUUUUAUUUGAGAUAAUAUCGACACUCAGAAUUUUUGGGGGUCAGGAGUUGUAUUAUUAACUGUAUAGCUUUUAUCCCUGAAGACCAUAUCUCCUCUCACGUUGAUUUUGAUCAUUUUGAUCAGUUCACCUUUGAUUUUGAUCCUUGUUUAGUUGACAAACAUUACAUUUGCAGGUAUUAUUUUUCUCUGUUUGGCCAUGCAACUCACAUGACUUAGUGAGUCUGUUUUUUGCUCUUUUUUUUAAUACAGAAGAGAAAACAACCUUUUUAUGUUUCCAAUUUGACAUUAUCCUUAUGUUUACCUUUGAUUAAUGGUGGUGGAAAACGGAAAACACAAGAUCUAUACAUCUAUACAACAAAUACAUCAUCCUAAAUGGACAGAACUAGCAAAUGACAUUCAAAUGGAGCUAAGUACGAUUCUGUAGUGGUUUUUUAUUCAAAGUAAAUAAAUCCCCCCUCCCCUCUAUACCCCCCAAGUACCCUUCAAGCCUUUAAAACUCUUUGCCUAAAGGGCAGCGUAGCACUUUUAUUUAUUUGUACCUUCCCUGACAAGUAGCAGUACUUUAACAUAGCAUCAGAAUGGAUAGAAAAGGCUGAUGAACUGCAGUUUAAUUCAGAAAUCAGAGUUAUUCUUUUCAUUCUGAUUCUGUAGUGAAUCCUCUUUAUUUCAGUGUGACUGAUGAUUUAGUCUUUUUUAUGCGCUACUCUUUCAAAGAGAUGAAGAGAUACUUUUGGACAAUUAAAUGUGUAAAAGGUGUUUUUUUUCUAAAAUUAUUUAAAAAAAACAAAAACAUGAUCAAAGAAGGAAUGUUUUGAAUGAAGACUUGGAGAGAAUGUGGUUUGAUGGUCUUGAGAUGGGCCCAGCUGUUUGUAUGCUUGACUGUUUGAAGAGGAUCAGAUCUGUGUUUGACUCUGAAGAUGGAAACAUGUGUCCCAGUUGCUUCCUCCUUAUUUAUUGUAAACCAGGAUUUGAUUUGAAUGAAAACAUUUCAAAAUAAAGUACACCCAAAUAUAUCAAUCAGGAUUUUGGAUUAGCUUGAUGAUGAUAGCUUUUUUUGUAUGUGGUGUUGAUGGACAAUAUUGGUCCAAAAUGCAACAGAUAAGAAAAGAGGGAGCUCCUCACAGCUGGAAACAAUGAAAUGUAAUUGAAACCUGUUGGGAUGCAGCAAUAGAAAUGGUGAGGAUUGUGUGUUUCUUCCACUUUGUUUAGAACAUUAUACAUUAUGCUCCAAAGUUGCAGUAUCGUAGCACAUUGACUGUUGGUACGCAACUGUAAUGUAUCUUAAUUUCUUCUGAAUCAGUAUGAGGUAUGGAGACUGGUGUAGAGCACGUUCUCUUUAGUAUUAGUGUGUGGAGUCGGGGCACAGCUUCAGGCUUCAUUUAAGAAGAGAAACAAUGUGAUGUGUUUCCUCUUCGCCAAGUGGAGGUGAGCUAUGUCAGAGAAAAGUGAUGCAAGAAAUGAAGACGAUCCAAAUUUUUUCCCCAUGAGCAUUUAGAAUCAACAUUUUGUGUCUCGUCCACGCCUGACAAAGUUAAGCAUACUGUAACCAGUAAUGCACCUCUGCCCGCCUGCUGCUGUAGGAGAUGGCAUCGACUUGUGACUGUGUGGUCAAGGCGACUUGAGCACCAGCGCUCCUUUAGCUCUCUGAGCUCUCAUUUGAAAGGGUUUUCAAACUUAUUCUGAAGUUUAUAGCGUCCCAUAGCACUUCCCACCAUUAAUGCCCAAUCAGUCUUUCUAUGAAAUAUAAAAUGUAUUACUUUUUUUGUUGUCAGUUGCCACUGAACAUGAUUAUUUCCCCCCAUUUUAGCACUCCCUCUGGUCGCUACAGUGUUGAAUUAUUUGGUAUGAGCCUGUUUUGGGGUUUUAUGUAUUAUAUAAUUCUUUUAUUUUUCAUCCUUCGAUUUCAAGCAGCAACACAGCUGCUGCUAUUAGCGAUGUGGUGGAACAACUGGCCUUUGUCUCUUCACAGACUGUUGCCAUGGUGACAAUAAUGAGAACAGGUGCAAAAGUCUUUCUGCAUAUUAUUAUUGGCUGUACAAAAAAAACAAAGUUUGUAUUUAUUGUGUACAAAUGUUGA
Molecule: messenger RNA, 6804 nt
Organism: Cyclopterus lumpus (lumpfish)
Lineage: Eukaryota; Metazoa; Chordata; Actinopteri; Perciformes; Cyclopteridae
Product: F-BAR and double SH3 domains protein 2-like
Exons: 21
Biological process (GO): neuromuscular synaptic transmission; regulation of actin filament polymerization
Cellular component (GO): recycling endosome; neuromuscular junction
Molecular function (GO): protein binding
Source: RefSeq, a predicted model, not a curated record